CUAGGGUUUUGUCUCAGAUUCACUCAGGUAAUUAUUCCAUUCAAUCUAGACAAUGCACGAGCCCUAUUGCGUCAUAUUCGAAUCCUUUGGCUCGUGUACUGUCAACGAUAAAUAGAAGUCUUCCAGACAGAGGUUGUUGUGCUCAGAGUCUAUUUCAGGUUCUCAACUAUUACGGAGAUACCACACGAGUCACUUUGCGAAGAUGCUUUGUUGUCCUUCAUUGGAUCUACUUUUAAUGACCUUCAAGGCCCUGAUCAUUGCUGGUUGAAUAACAUUGAACUCAGCAAGGAUUUUUCCAGCAGAAAUGGAGUCUUCUUAGUUCUUGUUGGCACAUUUCUUGAGGAUUCUUUAAUUUCAAGUGGCAACCCUGGCUUUAUGUUUGAAAAAGUAAAAUCACUUCAGCAAAGGUAGAUUGAAUGCUGUGUGGAGGUCACUAUUAGCUUUGUAGUUUUGGAUGCUUUUAUGUUGUAUAGAGAUAUGGAUGAUUACAUUUUUGUUUUUUUUUCCUCCCCUCUCCUUCUCAUUUAUGUUUCUCUUUUAUAGGUAUCCUUUGCUCCGAGUUAUUGGCUUUCAGUCUAGCAGUUCAAAAUUUUCUGAUGUUGUUCAUACAUGUAUUGCUCAGAUAGCCAUGAAAGAAUAUAUUACUUUUCCUAUUUUAUUGUCUAACAAGGAUUUUUCUAAGGUGACAGAUAGGGCAUGUUUCAUUUUAUUUAAAGAUUUUAAAAGCCCUUUCGUUUACUAUGGGAGCGAUGUGGAUCUUGGAAUUAUUGACAAAGCUAUCAAGGAGUUAGUGCAACACAGUGAAAAUCAUGGUAUGGCAAGCAAUAUGAAAAGCACUUGGGUGAAGCCAAUUGAAAUCAUUAAAGAACCACAAGUUUGUUCUUCCUUGCGGAACUUAUUAUUUUACUACCCAGGCUGCAUUUGUGUCGAUGAAAGUGGCAACCGCUUGUUCCUCUCUGACACCAAUCACCAUCGGAUAAUAAUAUUUGAUGGCAAUGGAAAAAUUUUGGAUUGUAUUGGUUCUUCCCCAGGUUUUGAGGAUGGAGAGUUUGAAUCUGCAAAGUUGAUGCGCCCUGCAGCUUCCUUCUAUCAUGCAACUGCAAAUUGCCUUUACUUUGUGGACUCAGAAAACCAUGCUGUCAGGAGAGCUGAUUUGGAGCAAAGGGUUUUGGAGACACUCUAUCCAACGUCCAGUGGUAAUAAGAAAACUAACAGUUUCUGGAGUUGGAUUAAGAAUAUGCUAGGGAUAGAAAGAGAUGUUGAUGUGAAGCCCAGCGAUUUGGAUUCAGAAUCAUUUUUGUUUCCUUGGCAUCUGAUCAAAUCAUCGGACGAUGAUCUCUUUAUUUUUAACCGAAGCUUCCAAACCUUAUGGAUUAUGGAUAUGGCUUCAGGGGCGAUCAAAGAAGCUGUUAAAGGAUUUCCUAGGAUUUCGGAGGUCUGUGGAGAGUUAAUAUUGGAGAAAACAUCACUUUCGAAGCAAAUUCAAGGUAAUUGGCUGAAGCAGCAAGGUGAUAAUAAUGAGUUGCUUGAUUGGAUUCCUUAUGCUGAUCUUCUGCCUUCAUUAGCCACUUUCCGGGACCAUAUAGUCAUUUGUGAUACAGCUGGUCAAAGGGUGUUGAAGUUCAGGAAAGAAUCUGGUUCUAUCUCAAGCUUUCACUUCUCAAACUUUGGGAUCCUGGGGCUCCCGUAUUGGAUUUCAUCCCCAUUGGAGAGAGUUUACUCUGUUGGUGAUGCGUUGUUGGGAGUCCAUGUUGAUCACACUGAAUGUUUUAGUUUGUUGCCAGGUAGGAUUGGCAUACAGUUGAAUGUAGAUAUGCCUAAAGAUGUGGAGCUCGUUGAACCAUUACAAGAAGGUUGUGUAUGGCGCCAGGCAAGAGGCGCAGCUACUGAAAUCUCAGGAGCCGAGAGCAGAGUGGCAUCCUCAGAGAAGGUUGGUGUAUCCCAGCAGUGGUACGAUGAAUUGGACAGUCUCGCCUUUACAACCCCCGAAGUAGAGUUAAGUACUGAAGAGAACACUUCGGAUGUAAAUGACCAAGAUGAGGGAGUUUGCAUUGAUUGCGCUGUCCAGAUAAGCCCCGGAACGAGUGAGGUUAUUGUUUUUGCAUCUUUAUAUCUUAGACUGAAGAAAAGUUCAGAUUCGAGUGACGACAGCAAGGAGAAGAAAGCGGCUAGGAUAGCAGAAAUUUUGAACCCCAAGGGAACCGAGAGAAUGGGAAGAGAUCCCAUUAUUCAACUUCUAAUGAAAUCAAACAGGAACCUGGAAGAAAUAAUCUUCAUGAAACCUCUGCAUGUGAGACUAAAAUUUGAUUGUCGUGACCAUCCAAAGGCGGAUAAUUCAAAGGACAUCAUCUUGACAGACUCCUCCGUUGAGGUCAAUGUAUCUCUUGUCUGAUAAUUGUUUCCUUUCCUCAUUGUUGCUUUGCAAAAGUAAUUUUUGUAGGGUUUCGCUGAUCACAGUGAAUUGGUUGCAAAUUAUAGGCACUCGACUCGUCAUUUUGUUUC
Molecule: messenger RNA, 2502 nt
Organism: Diospyros lotus (date-plum)
Lineage: Eukaryota; Viridiplantae; Streptophyta; Magnoliopsida; Ericales; Ebenaceae
Exons: 16
Coding region: 455-2392 (645 amino acids)
Molecular function (GO): protein binding
Source: RefSeq, a predicted model, not a curated record